AAAUAGUAACACACGAUGAAGUGGAACAGUAUCAUGAACAAAAUCGUCUCGUCGAGAUGUUUACCAGGGUUCGUUGGGGCGGCCAGCGAGCCAGUGAUAGGCUGGACUCUGCGCCGCGGCCUCACUCGUCAUCCACACCUUGCUGCGACGCCUUCCCACGAGCGGUUCAUCAUGGCUGCCUUCUGCCCUGAAGGUCAUGAACCUUCGAGGUCGAGGUCCUCCUCUCGGUCUACUCAGGAUCCUGAGGACAUGACUUACGACAUGCUCGUGACGGACUUCAUGCUGGAAGUGGCAGCGAGGAGGCCGAGCCUUAUGCAAGAGUUCCCAGAUGUGUUUACACGGACUGCACCGCUUGAAGAUAUGUUUAAAUACAUUUGGAACCUCGAGGAAGCGGUACAUACACUCUCACCGACCCUUAACUUCUCUAAUAAGAUCACUAAGGCGUCUUACAAGUACUGGGUUGAGGGAAACUCCUUUAUGAAGACUGACGACAGAGACCGUGCGCUGAAAUUUUACAACAGGAGCCUGAUUGAGGCACCGCAUCCAGUCCUUACAGUAGACGGCAAACGGUGGGGACAAGAACAGGAUGACAUUGUGCACUCCAGGUCCCCUUCUUCCAGCCCACAGAAGAAAGACCCGUUUAAAGAAGACGGAUGGGGAGACUACAAAGCUCUCGCUCACGCAUACGAGGCGCGAGCUCGCUUAUUGUUUUCUCUGCAACAAUUCAAGAAGUGCAUAGAGGACAUUGACCGCGUGUUGGCUCUUGGGUGUCCUCUGUUAAUGGUCGAGAUAUUGAAGUCGAUGCGGGUCGAGUGCGAGAAUCGGGGGCCGGGCGACUACAAACAGGUGAUGCCGCUGGGUAAGGACCUCUGCAUCGCGUUUUUGUUAAAGACCCCAGAGCCGCCCACGCUGGCGGAGCCCAACCCCGCGUACCCCGCCUUCAGUAGUGCCGUGGCUUUGGACCACGAUGCCCUGCACGGGAGGCACAUGGUGGCCACCCGGGACAUUGAAACUGGUGAAAUACUGUCCGUGGACAAAGCGUACAGUGCUGUGCUAAAUACGAAGUUUCUUUGGGAGUACUGCACAGUUUGUCUCCGGAGGACAUUCAGCCCCCUCCCGUGCCCUAAUUGCACCAAGGUAGUUUUCUGCAGCGAGAAAUGUCGCUCUGACGGCCUGGCGGGGUGCCACAAGGUGGAGUGUUCCAUCCUUCCCACGCUGAUACGAUUAAACAUGACAAACAACGCGGCGCUGGCGGUGAGGAUGUUUGCCGAGAUGGGUUUUCACAACAUGAAGUCGAAAGUGCCUCCGCUGCUGGCGGAAGCGAGUAAGACGAGCAAGAAAGAAAGGGGACUCGAUGGAGAGGGAGUGUAUGAUUCCGCUAGCUACCGGACUGUGUACAACCUGGUCACCAACAGGAAGAAGAGGGGCGCAAACGACCUGCUCAAGAGAACCAUGGAGGCCUUCGUCCUUCUGAAGCUCCUGAUUCUGAGCGAGGAGUACUUCGUGGACGAGUCUGGGAAAAAGAUCGAGGUCACGGAGGACGAUUUGAUCUUUACUGGCGCCAUGCUGAUGCACCAUAUGAUGACCCUUUGGUGCAAUGCAGAUACAAUUGGCGAGAUGCAGCACGAAGAGGUGGAGUCGACGGCCAGCCCCGUCUUGGCGUACGGCACGGCCCUCUUCCCGUCCACCAGCCUGCUCAACCACGCCUGCUACUCCACCUGUGGCAGCGUGUCUUACGGCCGCAUGCAGGUGAUGAGGGCCUGCCGCCGCAUCCCCGCCGGCACCCCGAUCACGCGCCAAUACGCCAACCUCUACCAAAGGUCACUGGAGGACCGCGCGUUGAUUCUGCAGUCACGCUACCACUUUAUUUGCUACUGCAAGGCGUGUCUGGGCAACUGGCCGCGCAGUCUGCCCAAAAAAUUAGUCGACGAGCUCCGAUGCGUCGUGUGUCAGGAGGCAGUGCCCGAGGAGACACAGAAGUGCGAUGACUGUAACAUUUCCUACGAUCGCGAUGGGCCAGUUGAGGGGCGGCCCGGGGUGGUUGCCUACAACUAUUCUAAAGUGAAAGAAAGAUUGGACAAUGCCCUGAGGGAGUACAUGCUUCGCGUCCCCCGCUUCAUGGAUGGGACCGACACGAACGAGGACGUGGCGGCCAUAGAGGAGUUGCUUUACGUGUACGACACCUACGUGCUGCUGCCAACCCACGGCCACAUCGCCACGCAGAGCCUCCUCCACUCCGUGCGUCUCAGGGAGGGCAACUCUGCCUUCGUCAAGGGAGAAAACUGGCAAGACUGUAUGGUUUCCUGAGUGCCACCAGAGAUUGUGAUUUUAGUUACAACGAAACUUAAGGUGCUUCGGUUGUUCUAAUAACGGGGUAGAGCUUUUCCUACUGGGUGAUGUUUAGUUAAUUGUUUAUUUCGUUACUAUUGGCUGGUUUCCAUUUGUUCGUUAUGUCUGUGGAAAGCUUUGUGAACUUCAAUAAUAAAAAAUCACAAGAAGA
This is a messenger RNA of Eriocheir sinensis (Chinese mitten crab), 2500 nucleotides long. RefSeq names its product SET and MYND domain-containing protein 4-like. Bases 16 to 2307 code for a protein of 763 amino acids. The record is from RefSeq and is a predicted model, not a curated record. The transcript has 5 exons. Lineage: Eukaryota; Metazoa; Arthropoda; Malacostraca; Decapoda; Varunidae. Gene Ontology annotation, molecular function: protein binding.